CUUGUCUCCGCUGUUGUAGUGGAUCAGUAGAAUAGAUGUAUUGUUGUUAUUCUGUUAAACCCAUUCAGUAGCAGGUAGUAAAAACUUUAACAUGUCAAAUGGGAGAAACCGGUGAAGCUCCAGAGAAACUAAAAAGACAACAAAGCUCCAGAAACUCGAGGAGGAAGUUUUCUGUUGAUGAAGAACAGUCUCCCUUCGAGAAAAACAGCAGCAGUCUGAGACGGUCACUUCGUAGAGGAAGCUCCUUCUCCUUCCUCACCCCUAGACCACAAUGGGACUUCAGUCUGAAACGGAAACGCAGAGAGAAGGAUGACAGCGACGCAGUCAGCCUGUGCAGCUUCGACUUUAAGGGUUAG
Trematomus bernacchii (emerald rockcod) is the source of this 356-nucleotide messenger RNA. Its product is annotated as neuroepithelial cell-transforming gene 1 protein-like. The transcript has 4 exons. Lineage: Eukaryota; Metazoa; Chordata; Actinopteri; Perciformes; Nototheniidae. Bases 99 to 356 code for a protein of 85 amino acids. The record is from RefSeq and is a predicted model, not a curated record.